Sphaerodactylus townsendi is the source of this 2453-nucleotide messenger RNA. RefSeq names its product interferon alpha and beta receptor subunit 2 (gene IFNAR2). The record is from RefSeq and is a predicted model, not a curated record. NCBI's taxonomy places the organism in Eukaryota, Metazoa, Chordata, Lepidosauria, Squamata, Sphaerodactylidae. The coding region runs from base 228 to 1670 and encodes 480 amino acids. Gene Ontology annotation, molecular function: interleukin-22 receptor activity; protein binding. The transcript has 9 exons.
UCCUCUUCUUCGCUCGCUAAGCAAGCCUGGUCUCACAGCGUGGGCAAGAUCCGCCUUCCCCGGUCCCUUUGCUUUCAUUUUCAUCCGCGGAGCUGCUGCCAACUGGCUGGUUUGCCCGCCUGGGAGAGGGACGCUGCGGGGUUUGGGACCCGCCACGGCGCCCCAGGCGAGGCCAGAGAGGGAAAACAGAGAGCAAAGCUCGCCUGCUUCAAGUGUACAUCAGCACUAUGACUUCAGUUUUGUACAGCCUACCUGGAACACCUGUACCACCUCUCAACCUGACAAUUAAAACACAGGAUUUUGAGUACAUUUUGUCAUGGGAGGCUGGCAAAAAUACACAGGCACCAACCUACUACACUGUGAUGUAUGAGAGCACGGGUCAUUGUCUCUUUGCAAUGGAAUCAGAUGAACAAGAAAGUUCCUCUAUCAACAAUCAUGGUUAUCGAAACAUCAAGGAGUGCUCAAAUAUUACACAUUUGCUUUGUAACCUGACAAGGGAGUUUACAAAUCCUUGCAAGACAUAUGUGAUAGCAGUGAAGACGAUUCCAGAAUUUGCAACAAAUUAUUCAGCCUACAUGUUCACUCCAUAUUUCAAUACAUGCUUUGGACCACCUGAGUUUAAUAUUUCUGCUUGUUCAAACUGUGUUAACGUGACAGUGAAAAUCCUUUCUUCAUUAAUUACUGUAUAUGAAAAAUUGGAUUAUACAAUAAAGGUGAAAACUGUGGAUUCUGAAGAACAAGAUAUUGAACACUCUAAUACAACAAAAACAGAAAGUUUUGGCAGUGUUUUUGAAGGUUUGCGUCAAAACACAAAUUAUUGUGUUUCCGUUGAUAUGCGCUCUUCUCUAAAUAAAUUGUGUGUUCCAUCUCCCUGGAAAUGUAUUGUGACCAGCUCCAAAGAUAAAUCAGAUAAUGUUAUCGCAGUCGUAUGUGCCGUAAUUAUACCACUAGCACUUGGACUGAUUGUGUGGUUGCUUUACAGGGCUGGCUAUAUUGCCUUAAAAUCAAAGGAAAGACCCAAAGUUUUGGAAGGUGUACAAAAAUUAAAGUAUUCACUUUUCCGUUCUUAUCCUGAAGAAGUACAUACUGUUCAGGUCAGCCAGGAGAGGAAGAAAACAUUUGAGGAAACCAGUUACGAUGAUGAAAGUGGUGACAAAAAUGAUGCUAUAUAUACAAAUCGCAGGCCGUUGGGUACAAUUUCAAAAUUCCAUUCGAAGGCAGACGUAGAGGAUACAGCAUCUAUAGGCUAUUCAUCAACUUCAAGUGACUGUCAAAUGGAUGAAGUGUUAGACACUGAGGUAGAAGACGCUCAAUAUGACGUAAAGAAAGAAGACAGCACAACAGACCAGAUGUUUUAUCCUUCUUCUAAAAUGAACUCCACUUCCAUACCCAAGCCAGAUGGUGGUGACUGCUUCAAUAUCAAUUUAAAUACUGUUAAGCUAGAAAUGCCCAAUACAAACUGGGAUGCAACUCUUGUCUUACCUGAAGACACAUCAGACUUUCAGGAGCCCUGUGAUCUUGAUACCUCUGAACCAAAACAUUUUGCUAACAUAGUGGAUAUGCAGAGUUCUGAUAUUCAUGACCUCUCACUUACAUGGCAAAAUUAUAGUGGGUCUGAAGAAAGUGAGUCAUCAGAAUCAGAAAUGGUUGGUGAAUACAUGAGAAGAUGAAUCAAUGAACAGGAAAAUAACCACUUACUAACUACAUAUGGCAGCUUAUUCCAGUGUUAAAUAACAUCUGGCUUGGUUAGCACAUGUUCUCUGUUGCUCUUAGUAUGCAUGAAAAUGUACUAGUGUUGUGACCAUGCUUAGUAUCAAUAUAUGCUCAGUUGUCAAAUCUUGACAACAAGCUUCCAUUCCUGAAACUAUGGCCAAACAAAUCCAGUUUUAUGGAUGGUCAAUAAAUAGCAAAAGUACACAGGUCACGGUAUCUUCAUAUCUGGUUUUAUAACCAGUCUUGAGAUUGAACUUCUAAUAAGCACUUAUAGUCAAUACCACAUGGUGAUCAAAUGUUGUUAAGCUAAGGUGCUUUGCUGGUAAUUGAGAAAUUGCAGCAGAAUAGAUCUGCCAUUUCUUGAAGGUCUCAGCCAGUGGGUUUUAUCACUAUGCCAGUACCUCCAGUUCCCUGGGAAAGCUCAAUGCUACUGCCUGUACAGUAUGUGAAACUACAACAAAGACAUGCAGUUCAACACUCCUGAUUUCUGGAUCCAUAUCAAAUGUCUUUUUUCCAUUCAAGAUGAAGCAGCCCCCGCCCUAUCCUAUGAAAACCAAACUGCCUCUGGCCAUUUCUACACAGUUUAUCUGCUCCAGGCUCAAUGCUAUUAGGAAUUGGUCUCUCUGAAGAGCCAGGGUAGUGUAGUGAUUAAGAGUUGGUGGACUCUACUAUGGAGAACCAGGUUUGAUUCCCACUUCUUAACAUGAGCGGUGGACUCUUAUCUGAUGGACCAGAUUUGU